GAAGCUUAGCAGGAACAUCAAUCAGUCCCAUUGAUAGCUAAUUGAUCAGUCGCCACUGUAAUAUUAACUCUCAAAUUUCCGUUUUGUGAUGAUACAGAAGAAUUGCAACAGCGGUUCUAUUGGCUGAUGAUGAAUCAAGAUCAGGAAGUGCCAGUGUCGACCAACCAAAGUGAACCAGGACGGCCGUUGGGCUGUUUAUUCGGAUCAACGCCGCCUUACUAUCAACACAGUCCGGAUCAUUACAAAAUUAUCCCGACUGUUGGAUCAUUUACGGCCGACUGGCGGGAACCUUGGCACCAUGAAGGAAACAGUUGUGAAGCUAAUGACAGCGAGCAAUAUGUUCCUGACUCCAACUACAGUUCAAAUAAUGAUGUAAAACCUGAUGGAAUUUCAUCUGUGGGCAAGUCGCCGUUUUGCCAUCCUUCCUAUACGGCUGAAAACUUUCAAGAAAUCUACACGAACGCUUAUCAACACACCAGUUGCUUUUACUCAAACACCCUCUAUAAUAGAAUUACCACUUUAACGCAUCGAAGUAGUGAAGAGCCACAUGGAAGCGAUAACGGCCAUAGUGUAGGUCAGAUUAUCAAGCAGGAACCGAAUGAAAAGGAUAAUAAUGCCAUUUACCCAACGCAUUGCGACAAUUCCAAAAGUUCCUCCCCAUCGAAAACAGUAUGGCGACAAUCAAGCAACAGUAACAAAUCCUGCGACAGUAGCGGCCGUGCGAAAGAUUUGCCUAUUUCCGCACGUGAAUACACAUUUCAUGGCUCUCCAACAGGAAGAAGAGGGUCACUCCAACUCUGGCAAUUCCUCGUCGCUCUUCUGGACACUCCAGAUGUGAGCUCCGGAUGCAUCGCUUGGACUGGGCGCGGCAUGGAGUUUAAAUUAAUCGAACCAGAAGAGGUGGCAAGACGUUGGGGUGCACAGAAGAAUCGGCCAGCUAUGAACUACGACAAAUUAAGCCGAUCGCUGCGAUAUUACUACGAAAAGGGAAUCAUGCAGAAGGUUGCAGGAGAAAGAUACGUGUACAAGUUCGUUUGCGACCCAGAAGCGCUGUUUAAUAUGGCAUAUGGAAACCAACCAGAAUCCGGUCUAAAAGUCCAAACGAAAGCAGAACAGAUAGGGCCGAAAUUGGACACUCAUAAUUUGGCCUAUACAGAUAUGAUAAGCUUUUACAAUUGCGGCCUGGCCCAUUCCUACCAGCAUCUUCAUCCCUACUUGCAAGAUUCUAGAGCUACCAGGUAUCCCUAAUUGAGUUUACUGGAUUAUUACAAAAGAAAACACCUAAAGUUCGUCCUAUAAAACCCACAUUCAAAGUGAGUUUAUUUCGAAACCUCCAAUGAAUUUUCGUUUAAAAGUGGCCAUGAAAUUACUUAAUAAAUGUAUGUUGUUAUGUUUUAUACAGCUUCAUUGUAAAUAUACGCUUUUACGGUUCCAUAAUUGUUAAGACAUUGAUGUAGGUACCUAAUGUACGAUUUAUGCAAAUAAACGUUUAAGUCUA
This is a messenger RNA of Dendroctonus ponderosae (mountain pine beetle), 1498 nucleotides long. RefSeq names its product ETV5-related protein Ets96B. Gene Ontology annotation, molecular function: sequence-specific DNA binding; DNA-binding transcription factor activity, RNA polymerase II-specific. The coding region runs from base 127 to 1248 and encodes 373 amino acids. The transcript is spliced from 9 exons. The record is from RefSeq and is a predicted model, not a curated record. Gene Ontology annotation, biological process: regulation of transcription by RNA polymerase II; cell differentiation. NCBI's taxonomy places the organism in Eukaryota, Metazoa, Arthropoda, Insecta, Coleoptera, Curculionidae. Gene Ontology annotation, cellular component: nucleus.